Haplochromis burtoni (Burton's mouthbrooder) is the source of this 1247-nucleotide messenger RNA. RefSeq names its product N-acetyltransferase 15 (GCN5-related, putative) (gene naa60). Gene Ontology annotation, molecular function: histone acetyltransferase activity; protein-N-terminal amino-acid acetyltransferase activity. Gene Ontology annotation, biological process: N-terminal peptidyl-methionine acetylation. Gene Ontology annotation, cellular component: Golgi membrane. The record is from RefSeq and is a predicted model, not a curated record. NCBI's taxonomy places the organism in Eukaryota, Metazoa, Chordata, Actinopteri, Cichliformes, Cichlidae.
UGAAUUUAAUUCAUUUUUUUCUCAUCCCAUUUCUUUAUGGAGGAGUCACUCCUGUAGAACACACUUCUGUCCAGCAGGUGGCGACAAAUCGCCAACGGACUGAACAGAACAAGGAAACGCCUUAGAAGUGACGUCACUCGUGUAGCAGCCACAAACAGGAAGAAAACAUCCAGCUGUUAUCAAAGCACGGAGAGCUCUGGUUAGCGUAGCAACCCUUGUAGCAGUGGCUCCGUAAUGAAACGGCUUUGAGAGUCGGGAAUAAACCAGUGCUUUAUCAUGCUGUGUCCGCAGUGGUGACUGUAUCGAGUGACACUCAAGGAAUUUAAUUGUGUUCGGCUUUCCUCCGGUCCGAGUGUAGAAACAAGGUGUGAAUGAGUGACGUGGUGCCUCCCACAGCCCUCAGUGAAGUCCAGCUCCGCUUCCUUUGCCACGAUGACAUAGAGAACGUUAAGCUGCUCUGUGGUGAUUGGUUCCCAAUCGAGUACCCAGACUCAUGGUAUCAGGACAUCACCUCCAACAAGAAGUUCUUCUCCCUCGCUGCCACCUACAGAGGAGGCAUCGUGGGAAUGAUUGUGGCCGAGAUCAAAGGUCGGACCAAAGUACACAAAGAGGAUGGAGACAUCCUGGCCUCCAGUUUCCCCGUGGACACACAGGUAGCCUACAUCCUCAGCCUGGGAGUGGUCAAAGAGUUCAGGAAACAUGGCAUAGGCUCACUGCUGCUGGACAGUUUGAAGGAGCACAUAUCGACGACAGCCCAGGACCACUGUAAGGCAAUCUACCUACACGUUCUCACCACGAACAACACUGCCAUCAACUUCUACGAGAACAGGGACUUCAGGCAGCACCACUACCUACCCUACUACUACUCCAUCCGAGGCGUCCUCAAAGAUGGAUUCACAUAUGUGCUCUACAUCAACGGGGGUCAUCCACCCUGGACAAUAUUUGAUUAUAUCCAGCACAUCGGUUCAACCCUGGCCAGCCUGAGCCCCUGCUCCAUCCCUCAGAGGCUGUACCGACAGGCCCAGUCCCUGCUGCGCUCGCUGCUCCCCUGGUCCAAUAUCGCCUCCAAGACCGGCAUCCAGUACAGCAGAACAAUGUGACACAGCAUGUCACACAGAUGUUCCCGUCAGUCUUCCCCUGUACACGCCGAGAUGUACACGCACACUCACAUUCUCCUACAGCUUUCCACACCCUGUGUGACACACAGGACCUCAGGUUCAACCUGCAUUUGACCGUUCACAUAUUUC